This is a messenger RNA of Sinocyclocheilus rhinocerous, 3416 nucleotides long. Its product is annotated as rho guanine nucleotide exchange factor 10-like protein. The record is from RefSeq and is a predicted model, not a curated record. Gene Ontology annotation, biological process: actin cytoskeleton organization; SREBP signaling pathway; positive regulation of stress fiber assembly. NCBI's taxonomy places the organism in Eukaryota, Metazoa, Chordata, Actinopteri, Cypriniformes, Cyprinidae. The transcript has 23 exons. Gene Ontology annotation, molecular function: guanyl-nucleotide exchange factor activity; protein binding. The annotation marks the transcript as partial. Gene Ontology annotation, cellular component: cytosol.
UAUGGCUCUAUUUUUGGGGAAUGUUCCAGAGACCAAGCUUCCACAGACUCUGCUGCGCCAGAGAACUUCAACUUAAAUGAAAAGGAAGACCAGACUUGCACUGAGGUGAAGACCGAGAUUGUAACAUGGACUAUUAAAACAAACGCAGGAACACAAGAUAUCAGACACAGCCCAGCAGAAAAUGCUGAAGGUGAGUCAGAACACCAGACGGCUAGUCCGGAAGUGAUCUAUGAUGAUGUACCCUGUGAAGAUCUGUCUUCAGGAGAAGCUGACUUGAUCUAUGAGGACAUUCAGAAAGAGGAGGGCUUGCAAGGGCCCAAUAAUGGCUGGAGCUCAAGUGAGUUUGAAAGCUAUGAUGAGCAGUCCGACUCUGAGAGGGCUCCAACCCGCAGCAAGCUCUCCCCUGAUGUGGGACGACUGAGAGAACGUUACACCAGGACCAAACAGGAGCUAGCCAUGAGACUGGGGGGCAGACAUCAGGUCCAUCAGCUGAUGCGGGCGGCACGCAGCGGAACGAAAGAUGGCCUGGAGAAGACCAAAAUCGCUGUGAUGAGGAGAGUUUCAUUCCUACAUAAAAAGGAGCACUCAGAUGACACUGAGGAUGAUACAGGGUAUCUGGAUGUUAUGGUAUCAGAGGCAAAACACCCACCUGCACAACUGGGACCAAUGCCAGAUGGGCUUAGCAGCCAACAGAUUGUCCGACGCCAUAUUUUGGGCUCCAUUGUGCAGAGUGAGAGGAGUUACCUGGACUCUCUAAAACGGAUUCUACAGGAAUACCAGCGACCUCUGAUGGAGGCUGAGCCUCGAAUCCUCAGUGUCAGGAAAGUCCGGCCCAUUUUUUUCCGUCUGCGGGAGAUCAUGCAAUGCCACUCCAUGUUCCAGAUUGCCCUGGCAUCUCGGGUGGCCGAAUGGGACUCUUGUGAAAAGAUUGGGGACCUGUUUGUAGCUUCAUUCUCAAAAUCCAUGGUGCUGGACGUAUAUAGUGAUUACGUCAAUAACUUCACCAAUGCCAUGGCCCUAAUUAAGAAAGCCUGCAUGUCUAAACCAGCAUUUCUGGAGUUUCUCAAGAAGAAGCAGGCAUCCAGCGUUGACCGCAUUACUCUCUAUGGUCUGAUGGUGAAGCCUAUUCAGCGUUUUCCUCAAUUCAUACUCCUCCUGCAGCUGCUGAACUCCGAGCAGAUCUCUUUGAUCCUUUGCGAGACGCUGAUUGAGACAGUGUACAGCGAACGAGGACAGGUCCUCAAGUCUAAGGAGCGAAAAGUCUUUCUCUUCGGUGACAUGCUCAUCUGUGCCAACAUCAACGUCAAGGGGCCCCCUGACAUCAGCAGUCUGGUUCCAGUAGGUCCCAAGUACACCCUGAAGUGGAGCGCCCCCUUGCAGCAGGUCCAGGUAGUUGAAGUGGGUCAAGAGGGCACCCAGACUAAGGAUACUCUUUAUCAGCUUGGAGGCGUCAAGCGUCCGGGUGGCUCUUCGGGAUCAGGAAGUAUCAUUCUGGGUCCGCCCCGUCUGUAUCAGGAACUGCAGGAGUUGCAGCAUGACCUCUCAGUGGUAGAGCAGGUCACUCUGCUCGUGGGGACUUUACAGGGAACGUACCAGAAUCUGAACACCACUGUAGCACAGGACUGGUGUUUGGCUCUGCAAAGGCUGAUUCGCAUCAAGGAGGACCAAAUUCAGAGUGCCAACAAGUGCCGUUUACGAUUGCAAAUCCCUGGCAGACCAGACAAGUCUGGUCGUCCUGUGAGCUUCACGGUUGUCUUCAACACUCCAAGCCCCGUCAGCAAGAUCUCCUGGGUCAACCGGUUCCACUUAGCGAAAAUAGCACUGAGAGACGAAAACACACCGGGUUGGUUCUCUGCAGAGGAUGAUGGGAAGACAAAAGCUCCGUUUUGGUGUCCACUGCUGGCCUGUCGCAUGCCUGUCUUUACCUCCAAAGCCCAGGAAUGGAAGCUGGAGGCUGCUCUUCAUAAUCCUGUUCAAUGUGCUUUACUUGGUUUCUCAGCGGCGAGCACUUCGCUUCCUCAAGGCUACCUCUGGGUAGCCGGUGGAGGCGAUUCCACUCAAGGCCAGGUGGACAUCUUCUCCUUGAACAGACCCACACCUCGGCCUGUAAAAUCCCUCCAGAUGGGAGCUCGAGUGAGGUGUUUGGAGUAUGUGCCUGAGCCCACCCCUUCAGAGGAUGCUGAAACCGGCCCUCAUAACUCCACGGGAGUUGGAAAUACUAUCUGUGUGGGACUUGAUGAUGGCUGCAUUCUGGUCUAUGGCAGUAUGGACACGGCCGCCCAAUGCCUUGUGACUCUCCGUAACCCAGAGGGCUGUCCAGUUCUGUGUCUCAAACAUUCUGGGAACUUCCUGUUCGCUGGCCUACGGGACGGAACACUGAUGGUGUACGAGAGACAUCCCGGAGGGGAACUGUGGAACCAAGACACCUGUAGAAAAGUAACAGUUGGUUCAGAUCCCAUCAGGACACUUCUUGCCUUGGAGGGCUCGGUCUGGGCUAGCUGUGCUAACACAGUAACUGUACUUGACGGCUCCAGUUUGUCCACUCAGAGGUUUGAGGUCCAUCAAGACCCGAUGGUGAGCGUGGCCCACAUGGUGCGAGCUGGCGGGGGUGCAUGGAUGGCCUUUUCAGAAGGUUCCUCUAUACGCUUGUUCCAUACGGAAACACUGGAGCACCUGCAGGAGAUCAACAUAUCUACACCCUCGUCAUUUUACAACCCCAGUCAAAAGAGCGUGAGAGUUACCAGCCUGCUGAUUUAUCAGGGGCUGCUGUGGGUGGGAACUGCCCAGGGCAUUAUCAUCACCCUGCCUGUGCCCAAGCUGGAGGGCAUCCCCAAAAUUACAGGUAAGGGGAUGACGUCUCUUAAUGCACACUGCGGGCCUGUGGAUUUCUUAGUUGCCCUUUCCAGCACUUUGUCUCCUGAUCUUCUGAAGCGGGAUUCUGUGGUGGAAGGGCAUGAUUCGGCCUGCGGAGUGGAGGACCGCAGCGACUCUUCCUCUCAGGAAUCUCUCCAGCAGGCCAGUAUUUCCGCCCAGGUAGAUGGCAAAAGAAAGGGACGGGGCGUGUUGCUACAGUACCGCCUCCGCUCAACCUCAGGUUUGCCUGGGCGACCGUUAACCGUGAGAGGGGAAGAAGCCUCAGAUUCGUCUUUAGAAUCUUUGGAACACAGCAUGGAAGAUGGCUCUAUAUAUGAACUCAGUGAUGACCCAGACAUGUGGGUCAGGGGUCGACCCUGCGAUAGGAAGGGGGUGAGGAGGGACAGGGUUACCUCGGUAGCAGUCAUCUCGGGUGGAAAGGGCUUCCGUCGACUGAGGGAGGGUUCAGUGGCGACCACCGCAGAAAGCACACUUAUGAUCUGGCAGCUUCCUCUCACAGUUUGAGCUGAAAUUGUGUUUAAGGAGUAGUGGAAUGAAAAUUU